ACAGUUUACUUUUUUACUCAAUGUUUCAAUUUUCAAGUUUCAAUUAGGGUUUCAACAUUGAAAACAUAUUUAAGUUUUUGGCCAAACAUUUAAAAGGCAGGAGCUGUUUAGAAGAUAGGCUUUUAAGUAUCAGAAGUAACAUUUACAUUCCAAAGAAUUCUUUAUUCUUAGUGGCUAUUGCUACAGUCUUUUAAAUCUAUUCUUGAUAAAUAUCAUCUGCUACACAUCAUUUUAUGAAGCUCGUGCUAUGGAGGUACUUUAUCAUCAGACCAGUCAAUUAAUUCAAGAAACAACUGAUUUAUUUCAUAAACUUGAUAAUGAUCCAAAUCCAGAAAAAAUUGAAAAUGACAUUCAAUUGAGGAUAAACCAAAUUAAUGGGAAUUGUGAGAAACUAGAUAUCAUGGUGUUUAAAACACCUAUCAAUCAAAGACCUACAGCAAAAAUGAGGGUCGACCAACUCAAAUAUGACAAUAAACACAUACAGGCGUCACUAAUAAAUGCUCAAAAUAAAAGAAGAAGGCGGGAACAAGAAAGGACAGAAAGGGACCAGUUGUUAAGCAGACGUUUUGGGAAUGACCACAUGGCAAUCACUGUGGAUUAUAUGGCACAAGAAAAUGCAUCAUUACAGAACUCGCAUAGAAAUGUAGAUGAGAUGCUACAUACAGGAUCAAAUAUUUUGGAGACGCUUCGCUACAACCGCGAUACAUUGAAGGGUGCCCACCGCAGGCUUAUAGACUUGGCAAACACUUUAGGGUUGUCCAAUGCAACAAUCUCCCUUAUAGAAAGGCGGGUCUCUCAAGACAAAUACAUCCUCUACGGUGGAAUGUUUGUAACAUUAUCUGUGAUUGUCCUUGUUAUAAUAUAUCUAACAUAGAUAUAUUGUAACUAUUCGCUUUUAAGAUAUUUAUUUUUUAAGAAUGUAUUUUAUCGUUGCUACGUUAUAUUGUUUAUGUGUAUAAAAGUCAUUACAAUUAAAAACAUUAUACCUAC
Molecule: messenger RNA, 990 nt
Organism: Zerene cesonia (dogface butterfly)
Lineage: Eukaryota; Metazoa; Arthropoda; Insecta; Lepidoptera; Pieridae
Gene: Membrin
Product: probable Golgi SNAP receptor complex member 2
Exons: 4
Coding region: 248-874 (208 amino acids)
Biological process (GO): vesicle fusion; vesicle-mediated transport
Cellular component (GO): SNARE complex; ER to Golgi transport vesicle membrane; late endosome membrane
Molecular function (GO): SNARE binding; SNAP receptor activity
Source: RefSeq, a predicted model, not a curated record